Messenger RNA from Motacilla alba alba, 10390 nucleotides. RefSeq names its product RNA binding motif protein 20 (gene RBM20). Gene Ontology annotation, biological process: regulation of RNA splicing. The record is from RefSeq and is a predicted model, not a curated record. Gene Ontology annotation, cellular component: nucleus. The coding region runs from base 6669 to 10265 and encodes 1198 amino acids. The transcript is spliced from 14 exons. NCBI's taxonomy places the organism in Eukaryota, Metazoa, Chordata, Aves, Passeriformes, Motacillidae. Gene Ontology annotation, molecular function: zinc ion binding; mRNA binding.
UCAGAUUCAUUCUUUGUCAUCUUAGUUGUUUAAAGAUGUGCAGCUGUCUCAGCAGCUUCUGCAGAGUACUCCAAAGAUGCCAUGAGAGCUGCCUGAUCUGGGGGUGGCAGGAAUCUGUAGGUAUGCUGGUUGUGAGGAGCAGUCUAUCUCCAGCACACUGUUAACUCUAAAGCCUGUGUUAUGUGAAAUCUUAAUGACAAUCACUCCUUGGAGAGAGAUUCCACUUCUGGAUUACUUCUUCUGAAGAAGGCAGGGACAGGAUAAGGAAGUCUUUAACUUGUGUUCCCUUGAGUAAUACCUUCUGCUGGCCAGGAAGAACAGAGAAAAUGUCAUUUUGGGCAGGUUAUGAGCAAGCUCCCUGACAGCUUUCUGAUCACCCGGUCCCUUCUCUGACUCAGCAGCUUUUGAGAUAACAAAAGCAUCUGGUGUUAUCUAGUCUUAGCUUUCCUCAACUUGCCAUAAAACUUGUGAUUUUCUGUAGAUUAGGAUGCAGAGUUUUAGAAUUCAAGCAAUGUCAAAUGUCUUGAAUUUGGCAGGGUCAGAAGCUACAGUUUUAAGUGUCAUGGCUUUGCUUUUUUCCUGGAUGCACAGACAUGUGUGAGUUGAUGGUGUCUGUGAGUUGGGGCCACUUGGGAAAUGUGCAGGAGUUGUAGUGCAUUUUUACUUAUAUUUUAAUAUUUGUCUUAGGAAAACGGGCUUUAAGUACCUCUUCAACAAGUGGUUGAUGGCUGGCAUUGCCUUUACUGAGAUAACAAAUACUGUCUGUUUCUGCAGGAACAAAUCUUAUUUCUGUCUCUGCUGAUUAACAUGUUUUCCCUCUAAGGGAAGAUGCACCAAGUAGUUUUAUUAGGUUGAUGACACAUGCAGUCGCUCACGCUGACAAACUUCUACUAUUCUAAUUUUGGCUUCAUUUUAAAGAAAAUAUUUUAAUAAUGUCUUUCUCACCCUUCUUUCUGUUCUUCUUGGAUAUAGAGUGAGAGCAGAUCAAAUUCUGGUACAGAGAAGGUUGCUCCAGUCCCUCCAGCAGAGCUGGGCACAGCUAUGGGUAUUUGUGGAGUUUGAGGUUUGGAUGCUAUUCCAGUGAUUGUGAGAGGUCUCCUCCACAUAAAAUUCUGUCUGAGAUUAUGCACAAUUCAGACUAAGGAUGGUAUUUGGAGAAAAGAUGACUGUCAUCUCCUGAAACCAUAGAGAGAAAUAUUAGCGAACUCGGAUGAUAUUUUUUUCAGCCCUAGGCUCCUCUUAUCUUUCAAAGUCUUCCAUUAACACGUCUUAACAUUCACACCCUUGCUAUCCAUGUACUCUGCACCAUCCAUUUGUGUUCCUCUCAUGGCACAUUCUUUUAAGGUCACCUACAAUUUUCCACCGUCCUGCCAACUCACAACCAAACACUGGCCUCUUUUCUUUAUUUACUGCUUCAUUCAAGGUCACUGUUGUGUUGUGUAGCAACACCUUCUCAUGGUGCAGACAGGGCUGACCCUUUUGUUGGCAUCUUCUGUUGACUCUCAGAUGAACCUCAGGUCUGCCUCAGGUUACUCUGCCAUGCAUUACACUCAGCAAAAUGUCAUUGUUGCAUCUAGAGAUGGACAUGUUUGUAAGAACUACAGAAGAAUACUAACUGAGAUGGUUAUAUAGGUACCUCUGUGGGUGGCAUGGGCAAAGAGGUUCAUAGGUAAAGUGUUGUAAUAAAAUAAUCAAAGUUCUGUGGUACUAGAGUUCAAGUCAGCUCAUUUUCUGCACUUGAACGUACCUCCUCUUUCCAGCUUCUGGUGAAUAAAAAUGUGCUAACUAAAUACUCCAAAUUUGACAAUGAAAUUUAAAUUAAUCACAUGUCAUCUAUCUUUGGUAGAUCAGACUUCUACAAGGCUUGGAAUCAUUACUGUUCAACCUAGGUUUUGUGCACUGCAGAUUACUAGAAGAUUGAAUUUCCUUCCAAGAAAAACAACAAUGUUAAGUUGAAAUUUGCAAGGGCUAGAAGUGACUUCGUCAUCUUGCAUAGGUGGUUAAAGUAUAUCUGUGCAGAGUAAAGCAAUAUGUCUUUAUAUUAUAAAUAUAUAACAUAAUUUAUAGCAUAACAAUGUUAUAAAUUGCAUAAAUAAUGUUAGGUGGCCAAGAGUUUGCUUGUCAGUGGUAAAUAGGACUUGAAUUCCUCUUUGGAUAUAGUGAAUAUGCUUCUAAAGCCUUAUUCAUACACAUGAGGAUUAUUUAUGUGUAUAAGGCUUUAAAGGAUCAGAUCCUAUCAUCUAAAUUUGCAAGGCUUCAUGACUCUUUACUGUUUGUUUUUUGGGUUAAUUGCUGACAGAAGAGAGCUAAUGUAGUUGAAGCCAAAGUAAAUAUCAGAAAGUUGACUUACACUGAAACAUUAAAACUUCCAUUUUUAAAGAGUAUGGAUCUGUGCAGGGAGGAGUAGGGGACUGUGCUCCUUUGUGGUGCUUAAUAGCAUAUUAGAGGUCUGACAUGUUUUCAAACCAGUACUCUGGAGUGUUGAAGCCUCACCAGCUGCAGGGAUUUGCAGAGUUGGAGGUGGAGAGGGGUCUACAAAGAGCCCAUCAGCUCCUCUGCACAGUUCUGCCCUUGCAGGGGGCCAUCACUGCUGUCUUCUCGUUUGUGCUGAGCAUUUGGGAGAAAUAAGGCAUGGUCUUAUAUCUCUCAUCUAAGCUACUUGCUUUGCUUUCUGUGUAAGUUCUCAGGAUUUUUUAUUUGUUAUUUUUGCUGCCCUUUUAAAAUGGAAUGACAUGAAAAUAGCAGAUACAAUUUCAGAGAAGCUUUUACAAAUUUUAUAUCCCCAUCCAUGUGGCAGAAACAUAAAAUACCAGCAAAUAAUAUUAUUUUCUGGAUCCCUGGCAAAAUGUAUGGAGGGAAUCUGCUCUUAAACUGGAAGACAGCAGUUUGCAGUCUUUUCUGUACAACAUACUGUCUCUUACUGUGUAUUUUGGCAGCACUUGUAAUCUCCUCCUGCUCUGUAAAAAUAUAAGACCCUUUUAUACAAAGAUACAAACAUUCAGAAGGGAGCCUCUGCAUGCUUGUCUUAUUGGUCUGCUUAGUAUGACAGAUUUUUCUGGUACCCUUCUCUGAAGCAUUAAAACCUACUGUUUUGCUUUGACAUUUCUGUAAUUUCAAACUGUAUUAUGUAGAAGUUGGUAGCAGUGUUCAAAGCCAAGGACUUGAUUGGCAAGUUUUAGCUGUGAGUAAAUUUUCACAGCUGAUCCAUAAAUCCCCAACAGACCAUUAGGAGCUUCAGAGCGGCUCUGGCAAACUCCCCUACAAUAAUUGUAGUUUUAAGUUUGUUAUAUUUAGUUUUCUCACCUCUUAGCUGGAUGCCAGGGGGACCUCACUAGAAGUAAACCAGCUCUGUAUUUACUUUUUUUCUCCAAGCUAGCAGUUUGCACAAAUAGCACAGUGUGGGAGGAGGGCUUGCUCGUUGGCUCUUGGUGGACGAAACAGAGACUGACCAAGAGUGUGACUUGUGACAAAUGGACCCCAGAUCUGAGGUUAGACAUUUUAGUAAGUUGAGGAGACUUGGAGUACAUAAUUUUUAGCCUUCCACCUCCAGCCCCUGCUCUUAAGAAAUAACAAAACCAUCAAGGGAGCAGGAAAAAAUGCAUCUUCAAGCUUGAACAUGACAGAGUUGUAUAUAACUGUGUGAGACAGAGAGGCAGCUCUUAAUUUAAGUUCCUUGAGGUAAUUGUUCUUAUUUAUCUGUAGUGAAGCUGGCAGAGUGACCAGCUUUUAGGAGUUAGCACUGCUCUAAGAACAGAACUGCAUGGGUGGCAUCGGCGGGGGCAGCAGGCGUUGAUGGUGGGAGUAUUGCUGGAUCACCUGGAAACUUGGCUUGGAGGACACAUCCCCCUCUCAUGCAGGAAAGCCAGUGCUGUAGGGACUGCAUUGCAUCUUUAGUAAGUCCUGGAGAAUGCUUCUUAUAUAGCACUGCCAGACAGCCUAAUAAAGCCAGAGAGAUUCCUGUCGUUCCCCUGCAUUUAGAUCCUGCUGGGCAGGCUCUGAAGCAAACUCAAGACUUGAGUGCUUGUUUGAGCAAGCAAUGAAUAUUUUGUAUGUUUCCUUCUGAAAUCAGAAUUGCUUUACCAAAAAUGUACUUGUCCCUUGAUGGAGUCUGGUGUAUUACCUUGAGAAGGAAGGUGUGUCUGCAUGGUAAACUCUUUCAAAGGGUAUUUUUCGUUUUUCAGAAGAUAAAAAAAUAAGUUGAAUGUCUCUAUCUUCUGCCGCAGAAAACCAACCUCUCGUACCUAGAAUCCAUGAAGGAUUUGUUUACACAGGAGAGUGAAAGAGAAGCAUUAUCUGAAUGAUUUAGGAAGGGAAAUGAAGAAGAAUUGGUCUUUGAAUUUUCAAUUUUUUUUUUUAAAUUUAGAGCAAGAAAAGCAGAAAUCUCAUUUAUAUUAAAAGCUCUUUCAAACAAAAAUGACUUCAUGUUACAAUUUUAAUUUAGGAGGAUCAGAAGCUUUGUUGAUUAAGGUCUUGUUAGGAUAACGAUAGAGUAAGUAACUAUAAAUAGUGAUGCAGUGAGUGAUGAUCUCUUCCUACAAACUUCGUGUUGAACUUAAGCAGGAGAAAGUAAAAAUUUUAGCCGACAGCCUUCUUGCAAGGAGCAUCUCUGAAAUAGAGGGGUCUGCAGUAAAACAAAAGGACUUGGUCAUCUCUUCAGGCUUUAAUUUCAAGUGCUUUAACUUCAUUUGAUGCAAGAAGUCAAGUGGAAGUUGUCAUUCCAAUGGUGGGGAUAGAGUGCUCUUGAUGCCUGGGCCUGUUUUGGUAUCUGACACUUAAACUAGAAAUGCUAGGAGUGAUAAGAGUAAAUGAGCUCGUUUCAUGCGUACAAAUGAAAUGCAGAGCAUGCUUCUGCUGGGAGAAAAGACAGUGACCUUCAUCUGAACAGCAUAAUGGAAAAAAGUUUUCAGAACUGUAUGGAACUUCUAACAUAAAUUGGGUUUGGGUUAGGUAGGACUGUGGGAAAAAAACACAUUGUGGUAAUUAAAAAUGCCAAACUGUGUUAAGAUUAAAAACAAAAGGUAUCAGUUAUAUGGAUGUAAACAAACUACACAUCUUCCUAGGCUCAGCUGCCUAAGUGUUGUGCUCUGCUUUAUUUCCUCAAGAGCUGAAUGGAUAGGAAGCAGGUCACUAAAAGGGAUGGCGUGGUCCUUCUGUGCUUUUGGGGACACGGUUCACUAAGGCAGUGCACUAAAGAUCAUAAUGGCAGGGCAUCCUCACCUAGGAAGUGCUGACCGGCAGGUUGGUAAUGCAAAUUUCACUGACUUGCAUUUCACUUCCCUGGCAAAUAACAUUUGCAAAUGCUUGUUCACAGAAGGAGCUGGAGUGAAUCAAUGACCAGUAUAAAUGCAUAAGAAAUUUUACAGGUGGAGCCUCAGAUGAAUCUGGAAAUAAAUGCCAAACGUAAGAGGGGGGAUGUUUCUGAUUAUUGCUCUAAAAUACAGGCAAGGGAAUGUAACUGUGGAAGAGGAUGGCAGACUUUAGCAGGCUUGUUCUCACUGCAGGAUUAACUUGGACUCCUGCCUUGGUUUUAACCACUAUCAUCUAUCAAGAAAUUGAGUCUUACUUUAAAAUGUGCUUUUGUGACCCCUGAGGAUUUGAGGGAGAAUCUGAUCUUCACUUGCAUAGCUGACACUUUGGGAAGAGGUUGUCAGAAAAAUAAUCUACAAGCUGGUUAGCCUUCAUUUCCACCAUUCUCUGAAGGACAGAAAAGUUUUCAAUGUGAUGAUAUUGAACAAGAAGAAUUUCAAUCCUGCCCUGCUGUCAAAAUUUGCCAUCCUGAAACAGUGUUGGAUGGGCAGAGACCCAAAAGGGGGAGCUUUUGCUUGGAUUAGGUUAAUCAGAGAAGUGUCAGGAAGGUGAAAUGUAUGAGGGAGCCAUACCAGGAGGAAGAAUCUUCCUUUAUGUGGGAAAAGUCUGUGUACUUCUCCCAGCUUCUUUGGGAGUGCCUAGGCAUUAUGCCAGCAUUAAGUCAAACAACAUAUCUUCCCUCCUGCACCCACCCACCUUUCUGGUUGGUGUUGACAUUUUUUUCCCAGCUCUUAAUUAAAAUGAGAAUGAAGUUAAGGAGCAAGCUCAAUCAUUUGCUUUCCCCUCCUCAUGAUAGAAAACUACAGCUUUAGUAAUUGCAAUAAGUGACUGAUGGGAAAACAAAAUGUCUGUCCUGUGUGGAUGUUAUUUACCUGUGAAGUGGCCAGAGCAGUAGGGACAUUCUCUAACUUCUGUGUUUGUCUUUGAAAGUGAAGUGAUUUGAAGAAGCAAACCAGAAUUUUUUCUUGGUUGAAAGGGUGCCUAGGCUUAUGUACAACCACAACAGGAUAUUAAUAGAACAUACAGCAUUUCCUUCACAUAAAAAUACGAAGGGCACUUUGCUGAGAAAAAAUCCUGCUGUCCCUUUCUGUCUUUGGGACCAGCUCAUCACCCAGCUAAAAUUAAAACAUGAAGUCAGGCAGUUCUUGCUCUCUAUUUUUAAACUGCUUCAGCAUAUGAAUGUGAGUGUGAAAUCUUUCUUUAGGCCUCUCUUAACUUAAUUACCUACUUAUUCAAAAUAUUCUCCUCUCAAAUUGCUGAGCUAUAAUUAUAUUAAUCUUUCCUGUAGACACACUUUUGCUACUUGAUAUUUGUUUAAUUAGUUUUAUACUUAAUUUGUAGUUUUGUUAUUAUUUACAGUGAUGGAAACCUCAUGUGCUGCCAAGCUCCUGGAGAAGAGUCCAUUCUCUGUUGGCGCCCCGAGCCCCCUGCUCCCCUCGCCGGCGAGCCUGCAGCUGGCGCAGCUCCAGGCACAGCUCACGCUCCACAGGCUGAAGUUGGCUCAGACUGCUGUCACCAACAACCCGGCCGCUGCCACUGUCCUUAACCAGGUGCUCUCCAAAGUGGCCAUGUCGCAGCCACUCUUCAACCAGCUGAGGCACCCCACGGUGAUGAGCGCCCCGCAGGGCCACACCGCAGGCCCACCCCAGGGGCCCGGCAUCACUGGCACGAGGUUCCCCUCUGGUGGCAUUGCCUUUCCUGCCCAGAGCCCGGCCUUAGCUGCCCCAGGGGGAGGUCUGGGAGCCGUCCAGUCUCAGGCACCCAACGCAAUUGUCAUGAAUCCCUUUGGAAGUGUCAUGGCUCCGACGUCUGGCCAGCAACCCGUGGUGGUGGGUCUCAACAAGGCCGGUGCUUCCACAUCUACUGCUGCAGGGGGUUUUUAUGAGUACAACAAGCAAAACACCGUCACUGCCGCCUCUCAGGCAUUCGCCUCGGAGGGGGAACAGUCCAGCCAACACGGCUUCCUUGCUGGUGGCACCCCAGCAGCAGGGCCGCGCUACGAGAGUCACUUUGGGGCUCCCGGCCAGCUGCAGCACGAGGCGGCAGCGACAUUUCCCAAGGAGUCCUAUGGGGCAGCAGCACAGCAUGGUGCAGCACGGGCCUUCCCCAGCGACCCACACACGGGCUCCCAUCCGAAAGGAGAUCCCGGCCCUGUCUUGCAUGGCAGCAGUACAAGCAACCAGUGGGAAAAUAUCCCUAAUUUCCCCAGCCAAAACAAGCCUGACCUCAUGCCCGGCGACAGCCUGUGGCCGUCAGCGAGUCAGCAGCAGUAUGAAAUAAGAAACGAGCUGUACAACCCCGAAGAGCCGACACCUGACACAAAGUUCAGCACGGCUGCCCCCCCCGCCUUCGGCCGCCUCAACCACAGCGCACAGAGCUUCGGCAGCCCUCGCAUGAGGCAGAAGGAGGAGCGCAGUGGCGGCACGCCCGAACUGCCCACCCGCUCCCUGCCGCCACACCAGCUUGGCGACCUCCGCGGCGUGGCCCCUCUCCACUUCCCUCACAUCUGCGCCCUGUGCGACAAGAAGAUCUUCGAUCUGAAGGACUGGGAUCAGCACAUUAAGGGAAGUCUUCACAUUCAAAAAUGUAUGGCUUUUUCAGAUAACACUGGUAUCCGGUGUAUGUUGAGCUCAGCAGAUGGAACAUUGCAUUUAUCACCAAACAAUGCAGCAGUUUUCAAUCCAUCUAGUAUCGAAGAUUAUCCACCAAAUGUUGGCGCAUCUUUUAUCGCUACACCAGCAAGAUCCUUUGGACAGCCAGGUCCUACAUUUUCUUCUCCUCCAUCAGGGGUAAGAUUUCCCCAGAGGAAAUCUACAUUGGGUCGAGUUGUUCACAUUUGCAACCUCCCUGAGGGAAGCUGCACAGAGAAUGAUGUCAUUAACCUGGGCCUCCCAUUUGGAAAGGUCACCAACUAUAUCCUCAUGAAAUCUACUAAUCAGGCCUUUCUGGAAAUGGCUUACAGUGAAGCAGCCCAAGCCAUGGUACAGUACUACAAAGAAAAACCUGCUAUGAUAAAUGAUGACAAGUUACUUAUUAGGAUGUCUAAAAGAUACAAGGAAUUGCAGCUGAAGAAACCAGGUAAGAAUGUGGCUGCUAUAAUCCAGGACAUCCAUUCACAGAGGGAGAGGGACCUGCUGCGUGAAGUGGACAGCAGGUAUGGCGCUGAGAGGCCCCGCUCCCGCAGCCCCAUAAGCCGCUCGCUGUCACCUCGGUCCCACACGCCCAGCUUCACUUCCUGCAGCUCACCACACAGCCCGCUGGGGACCAGCAGGACCGACUGGGGAAAUGGGAGAGACGCAUGGGAUCAGUCCCCCUAUUCUCGACGGGAAGAGGAAAGAGAUAGCAGAGAAUGGCGAGAGAAUGGGGACGAGAAGAGGGACAGGACUGACACGUGGGUACACGAGAGGAAACAUUAUUCCCGACAGCUGGAAAAGUUUGAUUUGGAUGAACGGCUUGAAGGAGGCAGAGGACACCGAGAAAAAUACUUAAAGACUGGUUCCCCUGGGUCCCUUCACCCUUUAUCUGGCUACAAGAACAGGGAAGAUGACUAUUACCGAAAAUCCUCUAAGUCAAAAUCUGACAAGUUUCAGAGGCAGCUGCAGGAUUUACCUGGGAGAUCUAAGAGGAAGGAAGAGGCAAAGUUAAGAGAACGCAGGCAUUCUUACAGCGAGGACACUGCCAGGGAGGAGGCAGCUGAACAGAAGCACAGCAAAGCAUCUGAGGGCUCGAGGCAAAAGCAAAGUGAUAAGAAUAAGGUGAAGAAAGCUGAAAAAGACCAAGAAGAUGCUACUGCUGAAGGCAGUGAUGUAAAGGAAACUAAACCUCCUGAGAACGAGCUUGAAAAAGAGGAGCAAGUUCCAGUGAAGAGCUCACCUUCAGAUAAUAAACAAGGAAAAGAAUCCGGAGAGAUUCUGGAAAACACAAGGAAAGAGAAGGACCGAGACUGGGAGAGUGGAAGUGAAAUAGAAGGUGAGACCUGGUAUCCUGCUAACAUGGAGGAAUUAGUGACAGUAGAUGAAGUGGGAGAAGAUGAUUUAAUUAUGGAGCCUGAUAUAACUGAGCUUGAAGAAAUAGUCCCAGUUGAUCAAAAAAAUAAAGCUGCUUCAGAAAUGUGUCCCUGUGUGUCAACCAUGUUAGAACUGAAAAACGAUCACAGCCACUUAAAAAGAAGUGAAGACAAAUUUGCCCAUAAAGCUUUAGAAACAAACUUCAGAACAGCAAAGGGCAGUGCAGCUUCUAGGGGAUGUCAGGAAGAUGAUGAGGACGAUGAUAAUGAUGAUGCUGUAACUGAAGCAUCAAGCCUAAAUCUGGACCCUGAACAGAAGCCAGAGGAAUUGAAGGAAGACCAAUCUGCUAAGGAGUCUGAUUGCCAGCAGAAGGAAGGAAAAAUUGAUAAGAGCUCUGACACUCGUUUAGAGCCUGAAAAUCACCAUAUACCUUCUGUUCAUCUGAAAGAAGAGACUCUCCAGCUCUCUGAUACAUUUAUAGAUGAUUACAAACAGAUGGGAUCACAAGGAGCUGAGAGCAGAGAAGUUACGGAAACGCUCAUUAAAAACGCUAGUGAAGAAACAAGACAUGGAAGCCAAGAGUGUCCAGAGGCCAAGGCAAAUUCUAGGUACUUGGAAAUGAGAUCUCUGGAAUACCCGGAGGUAGAGUCUAAACAGAGGCCCUCUGCACCAGGCUGGGAACAAGAGGACGUCUUCACCGAGCUCAGCAUUCCCCUGGGCGUGGAAUUUGUGGUGCCUAGAACUGGGUUUUACUGCAAGCUCUGUGGACUCUUCUAUACAAAUGAAGAGACAGCGAAGACAAGUCACUGCAGGAGUACUGUUCACUACAAAAAUCUCCAGAAGUAUCUAUCCCAGCUUGCAGAAGAGAGCCUGAAAAUGAAGGAAGAAGGCAGCUCCCUGCCUCAGGAUGACACUGGCAUCGUUCCUCACUUUGCAAAGAAAAAACUAUGAUGCAGAUGAACUGGAAGAGCUGUAAUGAGUGAAUGCUGAUACUUUUUUUUUUUUUUUUAUUUCUAUGAUAUAACUGUCAAUUUGCACUGUACAGAGGAGGGGAAAUAAAGAGCAUGUUCCAUGCA